AUGCUGCUCUCCUCCCUCGCCCUCCUCUUCUUGCCUCUCAUUUCAGCCGCCGCCCCGCGCUCGUCCGAUUGUUUACUCUCCGGCACAGAACGCGCCAUCAAUGAGAUAUUCGCAACGGGUGGAGAAGGGGCGACGGUCACAUUAUGCCCGGGGUCCGUACACAGGCUGAAUGCGUCCGUCCAGUUUACUGCGCCCAGUCAAACCAUCACGACUCUCGGGAAUCCGAAGGACAGAGAAAGAGCCAUGCUGCUAGUAGACGGGCCUGAUCUAGCAGUUGCUAUCCAUGCGGACUGCCAGAGGUGUUCCUUUGCGAUGAUACGUUCUAUCAUCAUUGACGGCAAUCGACCACAGCUGCUGAGAAUCCCCAAAGGCGAGGCCUUGGUGGAGAUUGGAAAUGCAGAGAGCCAGACAGUCAAGGACUGUAAGCUAUACGAGCCCAGGGGUUGGAGCACACUGCAUUUCAGAGAAGGGGAUUCGAAGCAGUGUCGAUUCGGACACAUUGUAGACAAUGAAAUCGGACCAUGUGGUGAAGAGUGGGACGACGAUUACGAUGGUAUGGACGAGGUGAACCCUCCAUGGGGCAACCCUCGAGCCGAUGGGAUCAGUCUAGCCUGCAAGGACUCUAUCGUCGAGCGCAACGUGGUAUACGAUGCGACCGACGGUGCCAUCGUUAUCUUUGGCUCGGCCAAUUCUGUGGUGAAGAACAAUCACAUCUACUCUCGCACGCGAGUCAUCUUGGGAGGAAUCAACCUUGUCGAUUACGAGCCUUGGGAAGGCGAUUACACUGGCGUCACCGUACACAACAACCACCUUCAUGCCUUGGGACGCUACUUCAAGGUUGGCAUUGUAAUUGGCCCUGCCUCAUGGUCGGACGAUACCGAGAGUGUGGUGAGGGGCGCGGUGGUGACGAACAACAGGUUCUAUGGGCAAUACUGGGGAUACGGACUGGUUGUAGCUUCCGCAAAAGACUUUGAGGUCAUGGGAAAUAAGGUGAUCAAUGGCAACGAGGGCGAAGCCAAGUUCAGUGGUGUCCCUGGGAGCAGAUGCCCCAAGGCUCCUGAGAAUGGAAAGCCAACUGCCUUCCUGAUCAACAGGGGUAGCGCCAAGGGAACUUUCCAGGACGAUUUCGUUAACGGGGAAGUGCAACACAUCAUCUGUCUGAAUCCCGAUGAGAAGUACAAGCCUUGGAGGUUCCGAGACUCGCCUGAGGCUCUGGCUGCCAACAUUGCCAACAACCCUCUUGCUAACGCCGCUAUCGACUCUCGUAUAGCAGAAGCCCUUGUUAGCUAUCAAAUGUCUCUCCUUUCUUCCAUGUCUGGCAUCAAUCAGAAGAUCGAGCGCCUCACCACCCCCAUUGACCCUCUCGACGCGCAACCCGUCCAUGAGCACGAACGUGCGACCCUUGCGGCGGAAGUUGAGAAACAGAGGAGGGAGAAAGAGAAGAGUAGCGGCAACAAGGACGUGGACGAGCUGAUCAGGAAGCUUGAGGAGCUGGAGAAGGGAGGGAGGAAGAUGAAGAAGACGUUGGAUGGCGUCAAGGUCGAUUUUGAGGGGCUGGCAGGAAGGUUGAGAAAGAACGCCGACGAACACAAACCCAUAAUCGAGCAGAUCUUCCUCCACGCCCAAACACUGCUUUUAGGCUCAACACCCUUGUCAACAUCACAACAAAAGCUGUUUCGUAGUGGACGUGGUAUGAGUAUGGGUAUCCGGGGCGAGGGAUACACUCCUCUCGGCGUGUUGGGGGGUUUGUUGGGCGCUGGUGCUAUCGGUCUCGCCGCCCGAGGGCUGAUAAAAAGAUGGAGAAGUGAGAAUAAGGGUAACAAACUUUACUGA
Messenger RNA from Cryptococcus wingfieldii CBS 7118, 1833 nucleotides. RefSeq lists its product as hypothetical. The transcript has 7 exons. Bases 1 to 1833 code for a protein of 610 amino acids. The record is from RefSeq and is a predicted model, not a curated record. NCBI's taxonomy places the organism in Eukaryota, Fungi, Basidiomycota, Tremellomycetes, Tremellales, Cryptococcaceae.